AGGGAGCAGCCCCCACAGACUGCUAAAACCCUUGAAAGGCCACAGGGUCCAGCAGAGGGUGACUACCGCGAAGAUGAGGAAGAUGGGGAAAUCUGGUAAGAGUGGCUUGAUGGGUGCCUUGGAUUCACACACCAGGAACAUCUACGAGACGUUGAAGAUGUUUGAUGAGACGGCGGCGGCUUCACUAGAGAGGACAGACUGGAAGGAAGUGAUAAAACUAGGGGAAGAGAUCGCCAAGCAAGCAACUGUGGCUGGCAUACUUUGGACUGGAGAAGCACCAAAAGUCACAGAGCUUGAGGAGAGCAUGGGCGUUUAUUUCAACAUGCUUAAUGGGUUGCUUCUACUUUGUCAUGGAAGUACGGUUGGUGCUGGGCCUACUCUGCACGCAAGCAUUUGUGCAUCUACAAAACAAAUGAUAGAGUCCAGCCUUUCAUUCUUGCGGGCAGCAGUCUUGUCCUAUGAAAAUCCAAGUUCAGGCCAAAGACAAACAAUACCAACACUUGUUGGCUUGGUUUGGGAGUCAUGCCAGGCACUCAAGACGACUCCCACUAAUAAUCCCACUGCAAUUGGUAGAAAAAUCAUCCAGGUUGCUGCAUCAGUUAAAGAUGUGCUGCGGGAAAUGAAGGAGCUCAAGCCUGCUGAUGAAACCAGAGCAAACCAAACAGGCGAGGAUCAUGACACUCGUCCUGAUGCGGAAGCUGAGGCCACGGUGGACGAUGACGAGGGAGAGUCUAGCACAGCCAGUGACAUAGGCAGCAACUUGUCUCCACAGGAGAUGGUCAUUGCUGCAUCAGUGAUUCUUGUUGCAUCCGACACACUACAGUACAUCAAAGAACUUCUUAGGUUUGUUACUGCACUUUCGAAGAAACCAGAUGUUGCAAACAGCACCAGCGUGGUUGUUUCGUUGGAGAAUCUGCUGCAGAUAUGUGAGAAGAUUGGAGUUCAAAUUGAUGAGCUUGGAGCCAGUGUAUACCCUCCACAAGAGACUUCUUUAAUGAACACUGCUGUUAGAAAGCUUGUUGAGUGCAUCGAAAGAACUCGGGCAGAAGUUCAAAGUUUUGACACCAUGCCUGAAGGUCUAUCUCAGGUUUGUCAAGCUCUCGAGAAUUCAUUGAACAAGUUGGAAAGUGAUUUAGGAUGCUUAGAUCAGGAAAGAGUUCCUGAGAUUCAUAAACUUCAUUUGAACACCUAGAACCUCUUGAUCCAUUUAUUGUACUGAUGGUCAAUCUCUUGAAUACCAUGUCUGGAUACGUUGUGUUGCCCUUUUUCACUUGCUAAUGGAUUGUUAAAUGUGAA
Messenger RNA from Nymphaea colorata (pocket water lily), 1296 nucleotides. RefSeq lists its product as uncharacterized. Gene Ontology annotation, biological process: regulation of cell cycle. Gene Ontology annotation, cellular component: nucleus. The record is from RefSeq and is a predicted model, not a curated record. Bases 74 to 1192 code for a protein of 372 amino acids. NCBI's taxonomy places the organism in Eukaryota, Viridiplantae, Streptophyta, Magnoliopsida, Nymphaeales, Nymphaeaceae. The transcript has 4 exons.